This is a messenger RNA of Brassica rapa (field mustard), 1629 nucleotides long. Its product is annotated as probable inorganic phosphate transporter 1-8. Gene Ontology annotation, molecular function: transmembrane transporter activity. Gene Ontology annotation, cellular component: membrane. Lineage: Eukaryota; Viridiplantae; Streptophyta; Magnoliopsida; Brassicales; Brassicaceae. The record is from RefSeq and is a predicted model, not a curated record. Gene Ontology annotation, biological process: transmembrane transport.
AUGAAUUCAGAAUCGCAGAUCAAGAAAAGGACGUUGCCACCAAGGGUGUUGUCGUCUCUUGAUGCAGCUAGAAUACAAUGGUACCACUUCAAAGCGAUCAUAAUAGCAGGAAUGGGACUAUUCACCGACGCUUACGACCUCUUCUGUAUCGCACCGAUCAUGAAAAUGAUAAGCCAUAUUUAUUACCACGGUGACUCCAUCAGCACACCAGUUCUCUCCAUCUCUUACGCCAUCGCUCUUCUCGGGACAGCAACGGGUCAACUCGUGUUCGGUUACCUCGGCGACCGAGUUGGUCGUCGCCGAGUCUACGGGCUUUGUCUGAUCAUCAUGAUCCUAAGCUCCUUUGGCUGUGGCUUUUCCGUGUGCACCAGUCGUAGGUCUUGCGUUAUGGUCAGCCUCGGUUUCUUUCGGUUUAUUCUGGGUUUGGGUAUCGGUGGUGAUUACCCACUCUCGGCUACCAUCAUGUCGGAGUUUUCUAAUAAGAGGACACGUGGCGCCUUUAUAGCUGCCGUGUUCUCCAUGCAAGGGUCGGGGAUUCUUGUGAGCUCAGCCGUGACGAUGGCUGUUUGCGUGGCGUUCAAAAACUUUGGCGGUGGUUCGAAGGCUGAUGGGGAGGCUCCGGUUGUAGCUGACGUGGCGUGGAGGCUGAUACUUAUGAUCGGUGCUCUUCCUGCUGCACUGACCUUAUACUGGCGAAUGUUGAUGCCGGAAACCGCAAGAUACACAGCACUUGUGGAAAACAAUAUCGUCCAAGCAGCAAAAGAAAUGCAAAAAGUCAUGUCAAUAUCUAAUAUCUCCGACGAAACAACGACGGAGCCACCUUCUCCUUCACCACCGCCUACCUACAAACUCUUCUCCAUUCGCUUCCUCCGCCUCCACGGCCGUGACCUCUUUGCCGCAUCAGCUAACUGGUUCCUAGUAGACGUCGUCUUCUACACAAGCAACUUCCUCCUCUCCCAUAUUUUCAGUAGCUACUCCCAUAAACCUUCUUCCUCCGCCACCACAAACGUCUACGACGCAACCUUCGAAGUGGCGAAACUAGGAUCCAUCGUCGCCGCUUGCUCCACCAUUCCCGGUUACUGGUUCACAGUUUUCUUCAUCGACAAGGUAGGUCGUGUCAAGAUCCAGAUUAUGGGGUUUUUCUUCAUGGCCGUUAUUUUUUUGGCCGCUGGGAUUCCGUACGGUUGGUAUUGGUCAAAGCAUGAGCAGACAAAGAAAGGCUUUAUGGUGCUCUACGGUUUGGUUUUCUUCUUUUGUAACUUUGGUCCCAACACUACAACUUUUAUCAUUCCCGCGGAGCUUUUCCCGGCUAGGUUUAGGUCGACUUGCCACGGGAUAUCCGGAGCCGCGGGUAAGCUUGGGGCUAUUGUGGGCACUGUUGGGUUCUUGUGGGCUACGAAGAAGGUAGAAGAUGGCGAUGAUAUGAACCAGGUUUAUCCUGAUGUGAACCGUAUGAGAACUGCUUUCUUGAUUCUUGGUGGAGUUUGUAUUGCUGGAAUGUUUGUGACGUAUUUCUUCACGAAGGAAACUAUGGGAAGAUCGUUAGAAGAGAAUGAGCACGAGCACGAACGAGAUAAGAAUGUUGAGGACGAAGAGAUUGGUGACGGGCAAUCCUUGGCAAGCACUUGA